Molecule: messenger RNA, 13175 nt
Organism: Podarcis raffonei (Aeolian wall lizard)
Lineage: Eukaryota; Metazoa; Chordata; Lepidosauria; Squamata; Lacertidae
Gene: BSN
Product: bassoon presynaptic cytomatrix protein
Exons: 13
Coding region: 145-12117 (3990 amino acids)
Biological process (GO): protein localization to synapse; presynaptic active zone assembly
Cellular component (GO): axon; GABA-ergic synapse; glutamatergic synapse
Molecular function (GO): structural constituent of presynaptic active zone; metal ion binding
Source: RefSeq, a predicted model, not a curated record
CGCCUGGCUCGCGCCCCGGCGAGCGCAUGCCCAGUGCGGAUGGGGCAGGCGGCGAUGGUGGAGCUAGGCUGAUGGCGGCGCAGGAGGCGCUGCGCUGAGGACGCUCCGGGAGCCCGUCCCCAUCCCGGCCGCCGCCGCCUCGCCAUGGGCAACGAGGCCAGCCUGGAGGGCGGUGGAGCCGAGGGGCAGCUGCCCCCCGGCCCCGCCGCCGGCCCCUCCACGUCGCCCGGGGCUGCCAAGCCGCCUUCAGCACCAGGCAGCGGAGGACAGCUCCCUCCGGGCAGGGCUCCAGCCGCCGCACCGGGCCCCGCGCAGCCGCACGGACCCUCCGCCAGCACACCAAGAAGACCAGAUCAAUCGGACCCCUCCUUUGGACAGAGAGCAGCUUCCCCAUCCCUAAAACCGGCUGCUCAGACCAGCGAAAGCACAAGAGAGAUGAGGAGCCAUGGGCAGACCCCCCAACAGGCUGAUGGGCCAAGGAGGACACUCCAAGUGGACAGCAGGAGCCAGAGAACAGGGCGUUCACCGUCUGUGUCACCGGAUCGAGGCAGCACCCCUACCUCACCUUAUUCUGUCCCACAAAUUGCACCCCUUCCUAGCAGCACACUCUGUCCUAUAUGCAAGACAACAGAACUCACCUCCUCUCCCAACCAGCCAAACUUCAACACCUGUACACAGUGUCACAACAAGGUCUGCAACCAAUGUGGAUUCAACCCCAACCCUCACCUGACUGAGGUGCAAGAAUGGUUAUGUUUAAAUUGCCAGAUGCAGAGAGCUUUGGGGAUGGACAUGACCACUGCACCCCGUUCCAAAAGCCAGCAGCAGCUACAUUCCCCGGCACUUUCCCCUUCCCAUUCCCCAGCCAAACAGCCACUGCCCCAUGUGGCACCAGGACCAGAGAAACAACCAGGAACUAUGCAGCCAGGCCCCAGGCCAAGUGCUGGUGUCAUGCAGCCUGAGACCCCCAAACCACCCCCCGCUUCAGCCCAGAGGGAACCACCCAGCCAAGCCCAGCCAAAACCUGCUGCUCCUCAGGAAGUGGUGAGGUCUUCCCCUCAGCAUCAGCAAGCAAAGCCUUCGUCCACGGAUCAGAGAAAGACUGUGGGAGACUCUCCAGCUAAGACUUCGGCCCCUGCCCCCAGUGCUGGGGCGCAAGAGCAGCCCCAAGAGGGCCUCACUGGUAAACUCUUUGGAUUUGGGGCUUCCCUCUUGACCCAGGCAAGCACACUCAUGUCUGUCCAGCCAGAGGCCACCCCACCAAGUCAGCAGUCCCCUGGCAAAGUGCCUCCGAAAAUUGUCUUCAGCGAUGCCAGCAAAGAAGCUGGUCCUAAAGCCCCAGGCACCACACCUGGAAUGCAGGGUAAGGCUGGAACUGUCCCGGCUGCAAAGCAAGCAAAAGCAGAACAAGUAAUUAAGCCAAAGGAAGUGCCGAAAGCAAGGGUCUUGUGCCCCCUCUGUAAAGCAGAGAUCAACGUGGGCUCCGGUGAACCCUCCAACUAUAAUACCUGUACAUCCUGUAAGCAGCAGGUCUGCAACAUGUGUGGAUUCAACCCAACACCUCAUCUGGUGGAGAAAAAUGAAUGGCUGUGUUUGAACUGCCAAACUCAGAGGCUGCUAGAAGGAAGCCUAGGAGACCCUGCUCCAAUGCCACUGCCUGCUCCAAAGCAACAGCCAACUGGAUCCCCUCGACACCAACCCGGAGGAAUUGGUCAGCAACAGAGAGGAGCUCCUCAGCAACCUGAAAUGUCAGCUCCUCACGACAGGCACCUUUCACAAGCAAACCAUCUCAGGACUUCAGAACCGAGCAAAUUACCAACCGCUGUCCAAGACAGAAAGCCUCCUGCUCCAUCAGAAGGAAAGCCACUGCCCAAACUACCCGAAGAGCCUCCCAAAGCUUCUGAAAGUCCAUUGCCAAAGGGGAAAACUAUGGCCACAAAACCAGAAGCGGAUAUCAAAGAUAGCACGACCGUAUCCGAGUCUCAGAAAACACGAGAACAGGAGGAAUCCAGUAAGCCUUAUCCACCAGACCUGUCUCGUAGCCCUCAAAGCUUGAGUGACACUGGCUACUCAUCUGAUGGCAUAUCCAGUUCCCAGAGUGAGAUCACAGGCUUAGUUCAGCAAGAAGGAGAACAACUAAACGAAACCGGAAUUGUAGAGCCGAGCCCUCCAAGUCCUUCGGAACUCACUAAGCUGGAAAGCAGCAUGCGGCCCCUACUGGAGUCCAAGGGGCUGGCUCAGGAGCCAACAGACAGAGGUAAAACAUACCACGAAUUACGAGAGGAGCAGAGGGAAAGGCAGAGGCCACGGUCCCUUUCUAUCACCCCGGAAGCCUUUGAUUCUGAUGAGGAGCUAGAAGAUAUCAUGGAAGAAGAUGAAGACUCUCUAGAAUGGGAGAACCAGAAGGAGCAGAGGGACAGCAUGGAAUCUUCAGAUGACUUUGGCAGCAAGCUACGCCACGACUACGUGGAGGACAGCAGCGAAGGAGAGUUCUCCAUCGUACCAACAAGGCAGAAAAGCAAAGAACCUGCAAUGACUGACGAAGAGUUCAUGAGAAGGCAACUCCUGGAGAUGAGCGCAGAGGAAGAUAACCUGGAGGAGGAGGAGGAAUACGAUCGUGUAAAAUAUAGUGUUGCAAAAAACGGGCACAAGCCUGACUCGGAGAAAAGCAGGGAGGCCGCCUUAUCUAAGAGACGCCUGCCUCACAGCUCCGGCAGCAUAUAUGAGGAGGAAAGAAAAGAGCUGGAAAGUACUGAGGGGGAAGACAUGGCUGCAUCUCAGGGAGGUUUGCGGCGUUUCAAAACCAUUGAGUUAAACAGCACUAACAACUAUGGCAGAGACAUGGAGAUCAGCCAAGAGGCAGACAUCAGCCUGGACAGAGAACCAGAACUGGAGAUGGAAAGCCUGACGGGAUCCCCAGAAGACAGGUCAAGAGGCGAAUAUUCUUCCACCUUGCCAGCAACAACACCCAGUUACACAUCAGGAACCUCCCCCACCUCCAUCUCUUCCCUGGAGGAGGACAGCGAUAGCAGCCCUAGUCGCAGGCAGAGGCUGGAGGAGGUCAAGCAGCAGAGGAAAGCCCGGCAUCGCUCCCACGGACCUCUGCUGCCAACCAUAGAAGAUUCCUCCGAGGAAGAAGAGCUGCGGGAGGAAGAGGAGCUCUUGCGAGAACAGGAAAAAAUGCGAGAGGUAGAACAGCAGCGCAUCCGAAGCACAGCUCGGAAAACAAAGAGAGAUAAAGAAGAGCUGAGGGCACAGAGGAGGAGGGAAAGGUCUAAAACGCCACCCAGCAAUCUGUCUCCCAUUGAAGAUGCAUCACCCACCGAGGAACUGCGUCAGGCUGCAGAGAUGGAGGAACUGCACAGAUCUUCCUGUUCGGAAUAUUCUCCUUCCAUUGACUCUGAGGCAGAGGGGUUUGAUGUCAUUGCCUCCAAGCUAUACAAGUCUGGCAGUGAGUACAACCUCCCAACAUUUAUGUCCCUCUAUUCUCCAACAGAAAAAACUGCUGGCUCUGGUUACCCCUCCAACAAGCCCCUGAAAAGUGCGGAAGAAGCUUAUGAAGAGAUGAUGAGGAAGGCAGAAAUGUUUCAAAAGCAGCAACCAUCCCAGCAAAGCGUCUCCUACAGCAACACCUUCCAGCAAGUAGGCUAUCGUGGUUCAGAAGGCCAAAAUAAUUUCGAAUACCAAUACAUAGACGACUACAGCUAUGAUGGCCGGAAUUUAGACUCCUCUCAAGCAGACUAUCAGAACGAACUUUCCAAAUCUGGGGCAGUUUAUGAAGAAAUCCUUCAGACAUCACAGAAUAUCUCCAGGAUGCAUCAAUCCUCUUCUCUGGAUUUGACCCUUGAACAGGAAGUAAAGAAGAAAGGGAGAGAAGAUGCUUAUCAAGAAAAGCAGUUUCUGAAUGCAGAGAGUGCUUAUGAAAGUGGCCCACUCACUCCUGGGACAAGCCCAACCCAGUUGUCUGCUCCUGUCUCCUUUUCCUCCACUGAAAGCAGCGCAGGCAGAAUAAUCCCUGAUGUUCGAGUCACUCAACAUUUCGCAAAGGAGAGUCAGGAGCAGCCAAAGCUUCAUAGCUCACCCACAGCACCUAGUUCAGUUUCAAAGAGCGUAACAACGCCCUACACAUAUGCUAAAGGAACUAGCACCGUCACCACUGUUGUUUCCAGUCCUGUAAGUGCACCACGAAUCUACAGCUCUCCGACUUCUCUGAGUGGCUCAGAUGCACCAUCCGUGUCCACUACUAGCCGAAGUUAUACUCAAACAAAAGUAACAGCCAGCUAUGGUUGUCAAACAGAAAAUAUUUCCAGGGUCAGGAGCGUUGCAGAGAUUAGUGGGCCGUCAGCAAGAGAGAAACUCCAAAGCAUGACUGACAAGUCCACUGGACCCAUGUCGACACCUAAAACAUAUUCCUACUUCAAAAGCUCAAGCCCACCGCUUUCCCCUUCUUCUCCUACUCAGAGCCCCACUCAUUCUGUUCCUAGAGCUGGGGUGCCACCCAGUUCAGGGAUGGGGUUUAAAUCAACUGCAGAGUUUUCCACCCAAACCCAUAGCCCGGUUCUCGCCUACGAUGCCCCCACGACUACCGCUAUGUCAACCUCUUCUCCAAUGGUAGCUCAAGGAACACAAACUCCCUACCGAUCGAGUUCCCCUCGCCUUGCUCGGCAACAAUCAUCACAAGAAUCUCCCAUUAUGGUCAUCACAUUAGCAGCAGAUGCAGUCAUUCAGACCAAGCCGAUUGGUGUAAGUUCCUCCAUUUCACCAGCCUCCUCUCCAACUCGGCAAGGCCGCCAGCAUAGCUACAGUCAGACAGUAAUCCAUGCAGCGCAACUCCAACAAGAGCAGCUGCAGUCCACUUACACAAAGACCCAAUCAGCUCUUGAAAGAGCCUCUGCUCCUAGUGCUGCAAUGCAGAAAGUGCAAACAACUGCUGCUGACAGCAUGCCUGGUGUGUAUAGCUGGGGAACGCUGCCUGCAGAGAACAUUUCUUUGUGUCGGAUAUCAUCAAUACCUGGGACAUCAAGAGUAGAACCUGGACCCAGACCAGUUGGUAGUAAUAUUGUGGACCUGCGGACUGCAAUAAAGUCAGCUCCAAUCAUUAUAACAGACCAAGGGAUGGAUCUCACAUCCCUAGCUACAGAGAGCAGAAAAUACUGCCUCACUAUGGACCAGUUACCGAGUCGGCAGUCCAGCACCAUCCAACCCUUAAUUAUCAACCUUAAUGCCCAGGAACAGCCCCAUGCUAUCAUAAGCACAGCCACCACGGUCAGCAUCACUGUUGCAUCUUCCAUGCUUGUGUCUCAGCCAAAGCAUCCUGCGGUCUAUGGAGACCCUUUCCAGAACAGAGUGGACUUUGGUCAAGGGACGGGGAGUCCUGUCUGCCUGACACACAUUAAGCAGGUAGAACAAGCAGUUCAGACUGGUACUUUCAGAGGAGUUGGUAGCGGCACUGGAAUUUCUGCUUCUGCGGGCCGUCCAGAAGCCGCAGGUCCCCAGCAAGCGAAAUUUGCAAGAUACAAUUUGCCCAACCAGAUGACAUCCUUGAUGAAAAAAGAUGCCCUGAUCACUCAGACCAACAAUGCACAGAAUAUUGUGAGUGCCAUUCCCAGACCGUUUCCUCAGGACCAAAGUUCAGAGGUGUAUAGAGGGAUCCCAGUGGAACUGAAAACUCAGACACCCCCAGUCACCAUUGGGACUAAGAAAUCCCAGGUUAUGAUGGUGCAGAUGGAUGAUAUUGCAGCAGGCCCUGUCACCAAACUCAUCAAAGAGGAACCUCCUCCCAAUGCCUUGGAUCUCACAGGGAUGAAGCCUGAAAGUCAAGUAGCAUGCUGUGACGUAGUGUACAAAUUUCCCUUUGGAGGCAGCUGCACUGGGGCUUUUAACCCUUCUUCCAAGGUGCCAGAGAAAAAUGUUGGGGAUGCAGCAAGUGCUGACAAACCUAGUGGCCAGUACUAUGGCGGCAGAGAACAGGAAGUGGCAGAGGCAUAUCCUUAUCGAGAACAAGCAGCACCAGGGCCUAAUCCGUACGAGGAGCACAGAUUCUACCAUCAUGGCCUGUUUGGGAGACUGUAUUCCUCAAUGUCAGAUACAAACCUUUCUGAAAUGGGCUUGAACUAUUACCCAGUUAAGGGAGGGCAGCCCUUCAACACUCCUGCUGGGGAUUCCGCUGUGGAUCUGACAACCAUGAAACCUCCGUACAGCCACAGCUUCACCGAGGGAGGCUACAUGGGGCACGGAAUGCAGUACGGCUCUUUCUCUGACCUCAGGCAGCCCAGUGACUUGCUGAGCCAUUCCUACCCAAUGCGGAGAUAUAGCUCAGCCUCCAAUAUCUACUCUGACUACAGGUAUUCGCUAAGAGGGGACCUGGCAAAUUUCCAGGAAGCCAGCCUGGCUCAUUAUAGCGCCACAACAGCUCGCGAAAUCAGCCGAAUGUGUGCAGCACUCAACUCUAUGGACCAGUACGGUGGCCGGCAUACAAACAGCUCAGAUCUUCUCCAAUAUGGACAGUAUGGGCCAGGAGGGGGCGGAGGCAUCUCGGCCCAGCAGGGUGCCAUGAAAUCAAACAUGAUGUACAAGCCAAAUUUCCCAGAGUCUGGCCAAGGCUAUGGAAACCUAGCCCAGUACAACCUCUCCAGAUUUGGAGCUGUCAGACAGGGACUCCCUUCCACAGCCACCGUACGAGCUGCUGAUGGCAUGAUUUAUUCAACCAUCAACACACCAAUAGCAUCAACUCUCCCCAUCACUACCCAGCCAGCUUCUGUGCUGCGCCCCAUGCUCCGAGGCCUAUAUAGACCCUAUGCCCCAGGCAGUAUCACAGCUGUCCCUCUGGCCAGCUUGACCAGAGUUCCUCUAGUUGCUCCCAGGAUCCCCCUUGCAUCCCAAGGUCUGUAUCGUUAUCCAGUGCCCAGCAGACUCCCAGCAGCUCCCACAUCUUCAGUAAUGGAAACACCAAUGUAUUUGGGGAAGCCUGUUAGCACCACUGCAGCCAGCACUGCUGCCAGUAGCGUAAGCCCAGCACCAGCUUCCAAGCCCUCGGCUCCGACUGCUGUCCCCUUGCAAAGGCCUGAGCAGAAAGGCAGAGAGGAGGCUGCUGCAGUGACUUCUGGGGUGCAGAGUACUGUCAGGGAUGCCAGCCAAGGACAGCAGCAGCAGCAGCCACCGCCACCACCGCCUCCACCACCACCACCACCACCACCAACCCAGAAACAAGCCGAAGCUACCCAGCCCAGCAUUGCCAGCAAAGCAGCCACAGAAAGGGAAGAAAAGGAGAAGGAGGAAGAGAGGCAGAGGAAGCAGCAGGAGCACAUCCUCCAGAUUGAAAGGGAAAGAGUCGAGCUAGAGAAACUGAGGCAGAUGAGGCUGCAUGAGGAGCUGGAGCGGGAGCGAGUGGAGUUGCAGAGGCACAGAGAGAAGGAGCAGCUGCUGAUGCACAGGGAGAUCCAGGAGCUGCAGUCCAUAAAGCACCAGGUCCUGCAACAGCAGCAGGAGGAGCGCCAAGUCCAGUUUGUGCUGCAGCGGGAGCAGCUGGCCCAGCAGCGCUUGCAGCUGGAGCAGAUCCAGCAAUUGCAGCAGCAGCUGCAGCACCAACUGGAGGAGCAGAAGAGGCAGAAGAGCACCUUCCCUCCCGUCUGUGACCCUUCGGGGAGGCUCCCUCCCCAGGCCGCGUCAGAGAUGACCAUAGAAAUGCAGCGAACCCUUGCUCAAAAUGGGCAAUACUGGCCACCCAUGAACCAAGCAUUUAUAGCUACUGCGGCCCCAGGGCAAGACGGGCAAGGGCAGCCUCGCUACCCUGGACUCCAGAGGCCUCUCACCAACUCAGCCUCUGAAAUGUCCCUGCAGACGGAAGACCAGUGGGAAGCCGGUCGGGGGAUCAAGAAGAGGAACUCCAUGCCGCGUCUCCGGGAUGCUUAUGACAAGGAGCCAGGCCACGAGCCAUAUGUUGCCGUGAAGAAGAUCACAGACAGCAGUGUGCAGACGGAUGAGGAAGAUGGGGAGGAGCGCUUCUAUGCAUCCCGCCGCCGGCGGACCCGGCGCAGCACUGACUGCAGUGUGCAGACGGACGAGGAAGACAACGGCGAGUGGGAGCAGCCCGUGCGGCGCCGGCGCUCCCGCUUUUCGCGGCACUCAGACUCCACCGCAGAAAGCAAGCCAGACUCUUCGGCCAAAGGCACGGCUAGCAUAGCGAUCCAGACUAUCAGUGACUGCUCUGUUCAAACCGAACCUGACCAGCUCCACCGAGUGUCCCCUUCCAUCCACAUCACCACCCCUGACCCCAAGGUGGAGAUCGUGAAAUACAUCUCUGCCCCUGAGAAGACCCAGCGAGGAGAGAGCCUGGCUUGCCAGACGGAGCCGGAAGCACAGCCACAGCCAGGCAUCGUGAUCCCCCAGCUCACUGUGCCUACGACGAUUACGCCUUACUCCUCCAACAUCCAGAUCGUAAGCACAGGCCCCCUGGAUCCCCAUUCAGUCCGACAGCAGGCCUUGGGGAAGAAGAAGCCCGACCCACUUGAAAUUGGCUACCAGUCCCACCUGCCGACAGAUUCCUUGUCUCAGCUGGUGUCCCGUCAGCCUCCCAAGUCCCCCCAAGUGCUCUACUCCCCAGUCUCACCCCUGUCCCCACAUCGGCUGCUAGAGUCUUCCUUCACAACCAGCGAGAGGCUCAACAAGGCCCACGUGACCCCGCAGAAGCACUUCACAGCCGACACCACCCAGCGCCAGCAGACCCUACCUCGCCCCAUCAAAACCAUGCAGCGGUCCUUAUCUGACCCCAAGCCCAUCAGCCCAACAUCAGAGGAGUCUGCAAAAGACAGGUUCUCCUUGUAUCAGCACGCGUUGCUUCCUGGUAGCCAGAUUUCAACCCUGCAGUCAAACACCCUCAUUCGGAAAGUGAAACGGACAUUGCCUAGCCCCCCACCGGAAGAAGCUCAUCUCCCUCUGGCCAGCCAAGCUCACUCACAGAUGUACAUGCCGGGCCUCAUGCAGAAGGGAGUGGCAGGGCCAGCCAUUCAGGUGACAAAGGCCAGCCUCCUCAAAGACAUUGACCGCGACUUGAAGCUAGUGGAGCACGAGUCCACAAAGCUGCGGAAGAAACAGGCUGAGCUUGAUGAAGAAGAAAAGGAGAUUGAUGCCAAACUGAAGUACUUGGAACUGGGGAUUACGCAGAGAAAAGAGUCUUUGCUGAAGGACCGGAACGUCCGUGACUAUCCCUACCUGAGAUGCUUGGGGGAAAACAGGGAUUAUAUGUCUGACAGCGAGCUCAACAACCUACGACUCUCUGGCUAUGAGAGUCUGACCAGGCCUAGUACUGCCCCUUCCAAUCAGUACGCUGACUUUUCCAGUGCACAGUACACAUCGGCCUCCUCUUACACCCCAUAUCAGUACUCCUCGGGACAAGCUGCCCCACCAGCCCCAGCCGCAUUCCAGCAAGCAAGGUUUCAGCCUCCACACUACCCCUCAGCAAGCAAUGUCCCUGCGCAGAACGGAUUCCAAGCAAGCCAGAUGCCGGCCUACCCUUCCCAAACGACAUACCAGAGUCACAGCUUUACUCCAAGCACCGGGUAUCAGUCUGAACAGGUUCUGCAAAGUCACCAAGGCUUCCGGCCACCUUACCAAGCACAGACCACGUAUCCCAGUCAGACACCUCUGCAGCCAGCGCAGAGCGCUCUUUUCCAGACCCACGCGGACACACACACCACCUCCCAGAAACCGCGGCAGACAUCGCUAGCUGACCUCGAGCAGAAGAUGCCCACCAAUUAUGAAGUAAUAGGCAACCCCACUGUGGUCAUCUCAGCCGCAACUCCAGAAGUGACAUACAGCACCACAACUGUGACCAGCAGCUACGACCAGUACAAGCCGCCAGAAGGAAGGCUGGUGGACAGGAGCGGUGUAGCCCAAAGUCCCUCGACCAGCUAUUCCUCUGACUCCCUCUACACCAACCUGGAGCAGAACAUUCCUCGGAACUAUGUAAUGAUUGAUGACAUCAGUGAACUAACCAAAGAAAGCAGCUCAGCAGAGGGCCAAAAAGGAGAUUCGCAGUUGCAGAGCAGCAAUGGGCGAUAUAUGAAAGAAAAGAGUGACUUCACAGACACAGAUGUCUCCAGCAGGCCUUGUUGCUACCCAAAGGGAGAAGAGUCAGAGGAGGACAUGUAUGAUCACCACGGCCCUGACCAUCGUGGGAGAGGCUACCAUAGGGGCCCAGAGAGCAAUGGGAGGAUGUCGGGUAGCUCCGGCUCCUACUACUAUGGGGACAGUGAUUACAGGCACUCCACUCGCCCAGACAAGCCUGGGUCCACCAUGGGAGUGCAGAAGCACUCUUCCAAAAACUUGGCCCCAGCUGUCAUCUCUUCCAAACGCAGCAAGCAUCGGAAACAAGGUAUGGAGCAGAAGAUCUCAAAAUUCUCCCCUAUAGAAGAAGCGAGAGAUGUGGAAUCAGACCUGGCCUCUUACCCAGCAACCACGUCAGUCAGCAGCAGCAGUGUGGCAUCAAGAGCAAAGAAGAUGCAAGACGACAUCACAUACGGCCUCAAAAAGAAUGUAUAUGAACAGCAGAAGUACUAUGGUGGGUCUGCCAGGGAUACGAUGGAAGAAGAUGACAGGGCAUACAGUGGCGGGCGAUCAAGAUCGUCUGGCUAUGUGUCGGAGAGAAUGUCGAGCCGCGAGAUCAGGAGCAGGUCCUACGAGAGAGAGAGCAUGGAGAGGCCUCAGAGAGGCAGUUCCAAACCUUCUUCCCUUAGCAUGAGUCAAAGUCGCGGGCGACCUCCAAUUCGCACACAAACCUCAGAAGAAGAGAGCCCCAUCAGUCCUUUGGGGAAGUCCAUGGGCGUAUCGCGGUCCUCAGGUGGGCCUCUCCCUCAGUCUGCUGGGGACAGCUGCUCUCAGUUCUGCUCCAGUCACUCAUUGCCUGAUGUACAAGAACAUAUCAAAGAUGUGCCAAGAACCCACUCUUACAAGCAUGAAGAAGGUUACAUCAUGGAUGAUUCACACUGUGUUGUUUCAGACAGUGAAGCCUAUCACUUGGGUCAGGAGGAGACAGACUGGUUUGAUAAGCCGAGGGAACCUCGUUCGGAGAGGAUGAGGCAUUAUGGUGGCCACUCCUCAUCCUCCCAAAGGAGGGGUCCAGUUAAGCACACCUAUCACGACUAUGACGAGCCCCCGGAUGAAGACAUGUGGCAUCACGAUGACUACUCUCACCCGCGACACUCCUCUUCCAAAGAACACAGGCACCAUGGAGACUACGGGAGGCAUUCGUCCUCCUCCCGGCACUCCACCGAUGACCUGCCAAAGAGGUCAUCCAGGCAACAUCCCAGAGAUGCUGGCCGCCACGAGUCACGCGGACAUGGGCAGCCCUCUUCCCAGAAGAAGGCUCAGCAGGCCGAUAUAAGAGCGCAGCCAGGUUAUCCUUCCAGCUCCUCAGAGUACUCCCAGCAGUCUCGGCAGCCGUCGGGCUACCAUCAUACCUCAGAGUCCCAAAAAUCGCAGAGGCAGGUGCAACAUGGGCCGCCAUCUCAGCAGCCAAAAUCGGAGCCUCUUUCGCACCAACAGCAGCAGCAAGCGAGGCAGCAGCAAGUUGGGCAGCAGCAGCAGCAGCAGCCGUCAUCCAGGCAGCAGCAGCCGUCGAGCAGACAGCAGCAGCAGCAGCAAGCAGCUCCCUCGCAACAAUCUUCUCAGCAACAGCAACAGCAAGCUAGGGUGCAGCAGCAGCAGCAGCAGCAGCCACCGCCAGCAGGAACCCAAGCCCAGCCCUCCUCACGGCCAGCCCAACAACAGCCUGGCCAAGCCCAGCCAGCAGGCAAACCCCAGUCUGCCCUCCAAGCACAACCUGGCACUCAUCCAGCAGGACCAUCUAAAGCAGAGCAGAUGGAUGCAUCCAAACCUACCACAAAAGUGCCACAGGUGGGGAAAACACCCCAAACACAGCCACUGGGAGCAGCAGCAGGAGGCAUUAAGAUAGGUUCCAAACCAGCAGGUGCUCCCACUUCUGCAGGGGCAGCGACUGGACUGCCAGGAGCUGAGGGAGAGAGCGUCUUCUCCAAAAUCCUGCCAGGAGGGGCGGCAGAACAAGCAGGCAAAUUGACAGAAGCUGUGUCAGCUUUUGGCAAGAAAUUCACAUCAUUUUGGUGAGAGAACAUCGCUGGGAGUUUGGGAGAAUAAAUGGAGAUCUCAUCAUUGCACUGGAAAAACCUAUGAAGAAUCCAUUGGAAUUCAGUCUGCCGCACCAGACUCUGGGUAUAACAAGAGCUCACUGAAAGGACUGCAUGCUUUUUGAUUUGAGGGGGAAAUUGAACUUAUCCCAGCUGAGCUUUUGAAACCAUGGAAAACCACUAGGCUGCGAGAUGGAAGGCGGAAGAGAUCUUUAUGGAGACAUUUGCCAGUGGAUCCCAUAAGAAGCUCCUUGAGGACAUCUGAGCCAACUGUCGCAAAAGGCUUUCAGAAGCCGCCUGCUGUCAACUCCACGGUGUUCGUUGCAUGAGCCCCAAGGGGUGAAGGCAGACGCUUAGUCUGAGAAGAUGUACAUAAAAGACGUUUACAGAACAUGGCCCGGUCCCAGCUUGUCACACAGACUGGCCACUUCCCUGAUCCUGGAGGGGAUGUCUGGGGCUCCAGAGACUACUCACUGCGGUGGUUCCAUUUGUGCCUAAGGUCUAAUGUUGGGAGCCAUGGCCCUUUCUUGAGAUUAUACGCAGAGUUUUCUCUCUUACUGAAUUUUAACUCUAGAAUCUUCAUAGGUUUUUCCCACUCUCCAAGAUGUGCUUGAGUCGAGGGCUGGGAGCUGGAGGCUCUGCUCUUCACAUUCCAGUUUGCCCUGUCGGUCGCUCCGCCUGCACAGUGUUUGUUCCCUCUCAUCCUCCCUGCAAUGGAAAGCAUGGGAUGAAGAGAACUUCGACUAGGACCUAACACUGUUUCACCACUGAGAUAAGAGGCCAUAGGACUCUGAAAGGCAGUGCAAACUGGCUGACUAUUGACUGAAGCAAAUGCUGGCCAGGCAUGUCUAUCAGCCACCCCAAAGCCAUCCUGAAGCCAUUCUAAAGCAUUCAAAUGGCAGUGCUUUCCGUUGUUAGUGUUGUGCAUUGUUUUAUGUAUGCCUGGGGAUUAUUUUUAUUUCAAAAACAGCCUUAAUCAUUCCACUUUUAUUUAUGCGUAUACCUCAUCAGCACCCAGCAACUGGGGGUUUGGAUUUA